GCUGAGGGGCUGCGCGAAUGGACUGUACUGCUAUAAUUUCCCGUAAGGGAAGUUGAGUUCCUAAGGCCAGCAUCGCAGUCUCGAGGCAACAACUCAAUCGGUUUUCGACCGGAAGCAGAGAAAGACCGUCCUCCACCCAUUUUCGUUCGGAGACUUUCUUCUGUGCCGUGGUUGACGCCCAGAGAAACAACUUCAACAUGCCUACUCGAGGAAAAGUCUCUCACUGGCGUCGCAUGCAAGAGUAAGACGACGAAUACCGAGCUUCUCUCCUGCUCGACGGUCCGUGCCUCUCAGUUUGUCUCCAUUGCGUGUCUAUCUUCCUUCUUUGUCGCCCAAUUCUUCGACUGCUGUGGGCCUGCCUUUCUCUUCAACGGCAAAAAGCUUGACGUACUGCAAGGCGAUAUCUGCGCGGAAAGAAGACUCUGGCAGAGCAUGCAUGCCUCGUCAGCCGCCGGUGAUCCCGCUUGUCUGCAAAAAAUGGUCAAGUACAACGCGAUGAGCCGGAACGUAUCCUCUUCCGUUUUCUCUCGUCUUUGAACCGUUUUCUCCAGGUUUCCACAACCCCUUCUACCUCUGUGUCCCUCCGUUGCCCGACAGAUCCAUUGGAGCCGGAUUCACGCCAGCGGUAUCUGUCUGCGCUCCUGUCGUGGCUCGUCGAACGGGUGUCUCUUAGUGGCUUCGUUGUGGUUUCCAUAUUUUUGAAUGGGUGUCUGAAGGUCGUUUUUAUCGACAAAACGUUUCCAGUCCCGCCCUACCCUCUCUGCCUCCCUGUCCGCGUGUUCAUUUCUCAAUGAAAGUCCUCCGUCUUCCCUACUCUCGGCCUCAACCCUGUCCUGUUUAUAAGCCAAAGCAUUUCCUCUUGUCUGAACAGUCUCUGUUCCUCGCUCGAUACUUCCCCAGCUGCCUUCUCGCCUCCGUUUGAAUAGGUUCUCUACUUCGUCCGUGUUUUCACCGGAGCGCUGUGUCGCCGCCUAGUCGCUGAACCUGCUUCGUUUCUCUUUCCUGUCUUCUGCCUCAGUUUGGGAGACGAGACUUCCUUUCACACGAAGUCGACCUGGCGCAUGCUACGCAGAGGAAAUUAGGCGGUUCUUGGAAGAAAAUCACGAAAGCGGUGGAAUCUUCCACAGCAAGGUGUUGACUAUGGCUGCGGCUCCGCAGAAGAUUUCUUUUUCUUUCGGAAAAAAGACUCCGGCUUCUUCUUCGUCGUCUUCUUCCUCGAGCCGGCCGUCGCUCUCCUUUUCUCUUUCUUCUCAGCGCGGGGGCGCAGGACCCGCUGCGGGGGGCAACGCCUUCCAGGGAAGAAGUGACUUCUUCAAGGAGCAAGAAGAGAAGCAAGUCGCGAUUCAGCAGGUACUGUCGAUUAGCAAGGAUGGAGAGUGGGAGACGGAGGGAGGCGAAGAAGAGCCACCCCCACUGGUAAUUCCUUGCCUGAACCGCCUCGAUAGGCCGCCCUCGGCCUCGUCUGUUUCCUCCGAUACGAACGAGCCCGAGAAACAAGGUCUCACGAAUAAAAGCGGCGGCGCAGGCAGAGCCAGAGACGAGAAGAAAGAACCGAAUUAUCUGCUGGUCUCGAAACACGAGUCUGACGUUAAAAACGAAUCUGAGACGAACACGGAACUCGGUCCGACCCCUGCAGCUCCUUCCGAGGCGCCCCUGUCUGCGUCUCCAAAGCCCGAGUACGGCCUGACUGCGCCGAAGCGGCCUCCCGUGGUGAAGUCUGAGCCAGACGACUCCUCUGCCUCCUCUUCUUCCUCUCCCUCGGCUUCCCUAGACGACCUGGCAGCGCAGGCGUUGAUUGCUGAGGCUAGGGGCGAAUACGGCUCGGGUCCCGUGGGCACCGCGGCGCCAAUUCUCCCCAUUUUGUCUCGAAAUGAAAAGCUGGCUGAGCUCCGAAGGAGACAUAAGGAGCGUGUGAGACAGGCAAAACAGCGUGCAUCCUCCCGCUCUUCGCCUUCUGGCGUCCGGGGCAGAGGGUUCGUGGCUUUCGACCCUUCGUCUGGAGCAUCUGCACCAAGGCUUCCGUGGGAGAAGGACGCGAACGGCGUGAAGGAAGAGCGAGAAGACCCAGACAGAGACCAGGCGUUCGGCGCCACCGAAACGAGCGAGAAGGAAUUGCUGCAAGAGGAACUCAACCUCCUUCCAGACGCGCUCUCGGCCACCAGCGCCGAGUACAGCCGGAUUCCUGUCAGCGAGUUCGGCCUCGCCAUGCUCCGCGGCAUGGGGUACGACGCAGAGAAGAAGGAAGAGACAACGAAGGGAGCGGCGCCCAAGCGGAAGCGGACAUACAACCGCGCCGGUCUUGGGAGCGAGGAAGAAGUCGAGCGCCUCUGGGAGGAAAGGGAACAGAAACUCAGAGAGGAGGCUGCAAGAGACAAAAAACGGAAGAUGGACGAACUGCUCAGGCGAAGAAGGGAAGGCUAGAACGCGUCUGCAUUACAGAGGGGGGACGCGAAGAUUCAAAAUCGAAACGGAGGUUCAGUUCACGUUUCAACACGUUUGUGGUGCCUGGCGCGUCUCUCUUCUUUUUCGUCUUUUUCUUCCUGUUGAUGUCAACUUCUCUCCGCAUCAGAGCCCUCGAGUUUUUGCCUGUCUUCACCUUGCUCUGACUCCACUCCUACCUUUCUUCCUGCUCUUUAGCAUGUAGGCGGGGUGACAUUUGAAUGCAAGAAAUCUCCCGCCUUUCCUGUUGGUUUGACCUUGUUUUCGAAUUCGCCUUUUGUAAUGUGCUCGACGAUAAUCGCCGAAAAAGGAUUCUCCCAUCAAUGGACCGUCACAACACAGCCGCCGUCAACAUGUUACUGCACCGUGCUGGGAUUAUACAUUCUAUUUCUGUGUUCUGCGAAGAGCGCUCAAAACUCUUCGAAUGGGUGCUUUGUCUGGGCCUGCGGUAAUGCCGUUUUCUGUGAUGGUACUGGAUCCCUCUGACUUCUGAUCGGAAAUCUGGGGCGGACCUGUCUGAAGGUUUCUACGGGAUGGGGAAGUGGGACAGCAGAGAGAGUCUAGCGCAGCAGAAAGCAUGAAUAAAGAUGAGGAGAGAACUCUCGAAGAGUGGGAGGGUGGUGUGAAUGGUCUUUUCUCUGGGAGGAUAGGUUAGGGUGGGGGGAAUGUUCUGUCAUGACGGUGGAAGGCCUUUCCUUCCUCGUAAAGGAUAUCGACGGGAGCGCACUGUUUCAGAGUACGAUGACCCGAUGGAAGAAAAAGAAAAGUUUCUUUUCAAUUUGUUUUUCUGGCAAUGAAAGGUAGUGACGCCUUUCACAAGAAAAGGACCAUGCAACACACACACACACACACACCCUUGCGCCCGAGAUUCGAAUGAAUCUC
Toxoplasma gondii ME49 is the source of this 3321-nucleotide messenger RNA. RefSeq lists its product as hypothetical. NCBI's taxonomy places the organism in Eukaryota, Apicomplexa, Conoidasida, Eucoccidiorida, Sarcocystidae. Gene Ontology annotation, cellular component: spliceosomal complex. Gene Ontology annotation, biological process: mRNA splicing, via spliceosome. The record is from RefSeq and is a predicted model, not a curated record. Bases 1141 to 2421 code for a protein of 426 amino acids. The transcript has a single exon.